UAUUUGUUAUUAAAGUUAUUACAUAUCUCUCUGCCUCUCUUUGAAAUAUCACUAUUCUCUGUUGUUCCUUCUGUGUCAUUUUCAUAUUGCAAUGGAGGCCAAGAUUUUAAGAGCUUCUAUCUCACAACCUACUCUUCCUUUUGUCUCUGAUUCUUCUUCUUCAGUAUCUCUUGUUCCUUCUUGCAAGUUAUCAUGUUUUCCCUCCAACCAAACCUCAUCAUGUUUUUCCAAAAAGCAUGGUGGCCCUUCCCUCAAGGCAUUUGCCACAUCAACUGGAUUUGUGCCAGCAGAAAAAAGGAUUGAUGGGAGUGAAAAACUGAUCCUAGAUAACAUAAGACACUCUUUGAUUCGUCAAGAGGAUAGCAUAAUCUUUAGCCUUUUGGAGAGAGCACAAUACUUGUACAAUGCAGCUACAUAUGACCCUAAUGCCUUCUCAAUGGAUGGAUUUCAUGGCUCAUUGGUGGAACACAUGCUCAGGGAAACUGAGAAGCUUCAUGCUAAGGUAGGGAGAUACAAGAGUCCUGAUGAACAUCCUUUCUUUCCUGAUGAUCUUCCUGAAUCAAUGUUACCACCUAUGCAAUACCCUCGGGUACUGCAUCCCAUUGCCAAUUCAAUUAACAUAAAUGAAAAAGUAUGGAACAUGUACUUCAGAGAUCUUAUCCCAAGAUUAAUUAAAGAAGGAAAUGAUGGCAAUUAUGGAUCCACUUCUGUUUGUGAUACACUUUGCUUGCAGGCUCUCUCCAAGAGAAUCCAUUAUGGGAAGUUUGUAGCAGAGGCAAAAUUUCAAGCUUCUCCUGAUGCAUAUAAAGAUGCCAUUAAAGCACAGGACAAGGAUAGGUUAAUGAAAAUGCUGACAUAUACUGAAGUUGAAGAGGUAAUUAAAAGGAGAGUAGAGAUGAAAGCAAAAACUUAUGGGCAAGAGGUGGCUAUAAAUGAUGCAAAGGAGCAUCAAGUUGAGGCAGUAUACAAAAUAGCUCCAAGCUUAGUUGCUGAGUUAUAUGGUGAUUGGAUCAUGCCAUUGACAAAAGAAGUUCAAGUUGCAUAUCUAUUGAGGAGGCUGGAUUGAUUAUGGUGUGUCUUUAAGAAGAAUCCUCUCAUUGAUUUUCACAUGCAUUUUUUUUGGUUUAAUUUGUGAUAUUGUUGAGUUUAAUUGUGAAAAUUAAACUAAAAUAUGAUGUAAAAA
Messenger RNA from Arachis duranensis, 1183 nucleotides. Its product is annotated as chorismate mutase 1, chloroplastic. The transcript has 6 exons. Gene Ontology annotation, cellular component: cytoplasm. NCBI's taxonomy places the organism in Eukaryota, Viridiplantae, Streptophyta, Magnoliopsida, Fabales, Fabaceae. The record is from RefSeq and is a predicted model, not a curated record. Gene Ontology annotation, molecular function: chorismate mutase activity. Gene Ontology annotation, biological process: aromatic amino acid biosynthetic process; chorismate metabolic process. The coding region runs from base 92 to 1066 and encodes 324 amino acids.